AUGACUGAUAAUAUUAAUAAAUUAUCACAAAAUAUUGAUGGAAAUAAACAGCAACAGACAGCUGCUUCAAUUGUAAAUUUGACAGAUGAUGAUGUGGUUAAAAUCUGGGAUGCAGUAUCGGCUUUUAUUGAAUCUUAUAUAAAACAAUCGAAAGGUAUUAUUAUUCCUGGUUUUGGUACAUUUAGUUUUAUACAUAAACGUAUUGAUGUUGGAAAUAAUAAAUUUUUACUUAUUCAACGACCUGUUUUCGCCUUAUCAGACAAAGUUGCUCAAACACAUGGUCUAAAAUUUACACGUUAUCCUAUAAAUGGUUCAAUACCAGUACAUCCAUUAAAUUAUUUUUAUAUACAAACACAAACAACAUAUAAACGUGAUCAAAUAGAACAAUGUGUUAAACAUGUUUUACAAGUAUUUAAUCGUUCUAUAGCUGCACAACGUAAUGUUGAAUUUACAUUUUCACAUAUUGGAAAAUUACAUAUACGUAAUGGAAAAGUUAAAAUGAAAUUUUUUAAAGAUUUUAUUAGUGCUGUUGAUGAAAAUGGUGGAAAACAUAUCAUUGAGAAUAUGUGCAAUAGACCACAUACAUGUGAUUCAGUUAUGUCGGAACGAGAAGUAACUCGACCACCAUCAUCUUCAAAUGUUAUUCUUCCGCGCCGUAUUGGAAAUUCAUCAAUGCAAGUCAUUCAAGAAGAAAAUCAAGUUGAUGAUGAAGAACAAGAACAAUCACAGCGAGAUACGAUUCUAGUUAAGAAUGAUUCAAAUCAUUCAAACUCUAGAAACGAUGAUUUUAAAUUACCACCUCUUAUUGAAACACCUAGAGGUAGAAUUUUGAAUACACCUGUUUGA
Rotaria sp. Silwood2 is the source of this 846-nucleotide messenger RNA. Lineage: Eukaryota; Metazoa; Rotifera; Eurotatoria; Philodinida; Philodinidae. The record is from the annotation of a GenBank genome assembly.